Molecule: messenger RNA, 564 nt
Organism: Phragmites australis (common reed)
Lineage: Eukaryota; Viridiplantae; Streptophyta; Magnoliopsida; Poales; Poaceae
Exons: 3
Coding region: 4-564 (186 amino acids)
Source: RefSeq, a predicted model, not a curated record
CGCAUGGGCCAAGCACUACGCGAUGCCUCGGGGCACGUGAGGCCCCCUCCGCCCGCGCCCUCGCCUCCGGCACGGCCGCCUCCGCCUCGGACGCCGCCAGCCACAGCUGGCGGCGCGCCGCAGGACUGGAUUGGCGAGCUCUCCAGUGACGAUGUUCCAGCACCAACAAAAAAUGCUCAUGUUGUACUUGAGGAACGUGAUCCAAGCUAUGAUGAGAUGCUUAAGCAUAUGGUUGGGAGAAUCACUACUAAGCCUGGAGGAAAACCAGAAAUGGGUGAAGCUUCCGUUGUACAGCGGUAUGACAGGCCGCUCCCAAAGGUCAGAACAUCAAAACCUGAACCUGGACAAAGUGGGAGCAGGCAGCUACCUGCAGGAGCCCUGAAUGUUGGCCAUAUUCAGGAGAUCAUUCAAUUGUACCAAGGAAAGUCAGGUAGCCACCAUGGCCCGAUGAGCGUGGAUGACAUCGCCUCGAACUUUAGAGUUGAAGCCUCUGUUGUCCAAAGCAUCGUCCAGUUCGUCUCGUUGCCCCAGGACGAAAACGUCAAAGAGAAAGACGAACACUGA